AUGAUGCCAAUACUCGAUCGACAACCACGAUCCGUCUCACAACUCAGCAAUCGAUCCAGACGUCGAAGACUGUCUAGACGUCGUACGGCCAGUGCGAGUCGAGUCAUGGAACGUCGUUCUUUAGCUCAAAGACGACGUGUGUUCGAACGAAGAAAUGCUGAUGCAGAUAAUGAAAACGGUCAAGAUGACCGCAACAAUCAAGGCUUAAAUAAUAAUGAUAGUGGUCACAUCGGUAGUGGUAAUAGUACAGAUAAUACUGCCAGUAAUGGCUCUAUUAGCAAUUCAAGUGGUCGUUUCGAUCCCAGUGCAAACCGCAAUGAGAAUAAUAUCAUCAGCAAUGAAACUAAUAACAGUAAUAGCAAUAAUGAUAAUAAUAGCAAUGCCGGAAAUAAUAAUGGGAACAGCAAUAGUGCGCCCAGAAAUCUGGUAGGUGGCAUUGUAAGCAAUAUCGUUUCGCGGACGAGAUCCGCAAGAAACUCACGGCGUAAUGUCUCGAAUCAACGAGCAACUUCACAGUUGCCACGAAGAUUGUCACGAUCAAAUUCAGCACGUCGGCGACGUCGUUCGCUACUGCAACGUCGUAGACUUCGCCGAUUAGCCACUCAGUCCACUUCAACACCGCCAACACCACCACCACCACCAGCCUUGGCUAGAACCGCAAGAACCAUGCCAAGGACACCGUCUCGUCGACGUUUGACUGCAUUAUCGCAAUCGCUAAACCCAACCUCAACCCCGAACAACCACCAGCAUUCAAGCGUCAGCACAUCCAUCUUAAGAACACCCAACUCAUCACCGACAUUCUACACAGCCUCGGAUCAACUCCCUGCUGCCACACCACGUCGCCGUGGCGUCCAACGUCCACCUCUUCCUUCAACUCCACAACCCAACAGACCACCAUCGCGGCUGACAUGGAGUCCGAAUGAUCCGCUUCGUUCCAAUUCUUCAAGAUUCCCCAGCGCUCACGCAUCGACACCAUCAACUCCCCGAUUCACACGUUCAUUCAUGCCGCUACGUGCAUCCACGCCGAGCUCGUCGUCGAACUCAUCACCGAAUUCAUCGUCAACACUUAUUACAGCCAAUGGUGCAGUACCAUCAGCCGCACUCAGCUUCAGAAGUCUCGGCGGCAUUCGAUUGAUCGGCUCUCAACGCAGACGAAUGGGAGACGCACAAUACUCUGAGAACAUCACACAGGGACUGAAUUCGCUUGCUAGAAAUUUCUCGAAUGAAAGCAUUCCAAGUAGCCGAAGUGAUAUGUCGUCGUCUGGCCCCUCGUCGUCACUUUCCCAACCAACUCCAUAUCUCAGUCAAACGAGUGUCGUCGAUCUGAACACGAGCAGAAGCGUUGAAGAGUCCGAAGCACAACCAGCACUGCCAACUGCACAAAAUGACCACAUUUCAUCACUAUCAGCAACAGAUAGUGAUAAUGAGGAAAGUGCAACAAGACCUCAAAUUCCUACGAACAACACUGAAUGA
Molecule: messenger RNA, 1473 nt
Organism: Anisakis simplex (herring worm)
Lineage: Eukaryota; Metazoa; Nematoda; Chromadorea; Rhabditida; Anisakidae
Source: the annotation of a GenBank genome assembly